AUGGAUGACGUAGUGCAGGCACUGAUACAAGCCACGGCGGCCCAGCAGGAGGCUACCCAUGUCCAGACAGCCACCCAGCAAGAAGCAGUGCGGCUGCAGCAAGAGACUGAUCCCCUGCUGAUGGACCAAGCUGCUCAAGACCAAGCUACAUUGUGGGAACUGAUAAACCAGCCCCCAAAAGUCCCGGAAGACAAAAAAAGAAAGGAAGGCCACGAAGGCUUUGGGAACCCGGAUCCUGACCAGGACCAGAAGAGCGCGCUAGUAGGCAGAUGGACACGAGCAGCCAUCAGAGAAACUACUAACAUGGAAGGUGAGCCAGAGGCUGGCCCCAGCCGUGAUGGCAACGAGCCGUUGGAAGAAGCAGAAGCCGACCCCUGGGAGCUCAGGCAGUCUCACACGUUCAUGGGAAAUUGCACCUACACCCUGUCUAAGCUGUGUGAUGGGAACAGCACGCUGCCCUACUUCAAUGUGGAAGCAGCAAACGAACACAGAGGAGGCAACACGCGCGUGUCCUACGUCCAAUAUGUGGAUGUUGAUGUUUAUGACUACAGGAUAACUCUGGGUAAAAACAAGGUUGUUAAGAACGGGGAACCUGGCUGCUACCGUGAGACUUACGGGAUCUGCCGAGUCCACAACGACCCUCAUUACAACACAUUUGACAGAGAGACUCACCACUUCAUGGGGAAGUGCACCUAUACGCUGGCCAAAGUGUGCACCAACUCCAGCUCUCUGCCUUAUUUCAACGUAGAAGCCAAGAACGAGCAUCGAGGGUACUCUGCAGUGUCCUAUGUGCAGAAAGUCCUGGUGGAGGUUUAUGGUCAACACAUAGAAAUAGUUAAGGCAAUACCAAAUCGUGUACUGAUCAAUAAAAUAUGGUCAACUCUCCCUGUAACCACAGCUGGUGGGUCAAUCACAGUGAGCAGGAGUGGACGAUACGUUAUCCUAGAGACAGAUUUCAGACUGAGGGUUUCCUAUGACACCGAUCACUCGGUGGAAGUGAAGGUGCCCACCACCUAUUUCAACAGGACCUGUGGCAUGUGCGGUAACUUUAACAAUCGGAGAGAGGAUGACUAUAUGAUGCCAGAUGGGCAGCAAGCCAAGAACUCUAACGAGCUGGGAAACAGCUGGCGUGUCAAGGAUGACGAUCCUUCUUGUGAUGUCAUUGUCCCCCCCAAACCCUGCCCUGCAGACCAGGAGAACCUCUACAGAACAGACAGAUUCUGUGGCAUGAUAACCAAGAGGCCUGGCCCCUUUGGGGUCUGCCACUCCGUGAUCAAUCCUGAGAGCAUCUUUGAGAGCUGUGUCUAUGACCUCUGUGCGCUGAAUGGGAAUGAGCAGCUCUUGUUAGCUGUAAGAGGACCCUAUGUGGUCAUUGAUACCUCUAUUGGCAUUCAGGUGAAGUUUGAUGGUGACCAACAGCUUUUUGUUCAUGCUGAUGAAAGCUUUAAGGGGCAGCUGUGUGGCCUGUGUGGCACAUACACUGACAACCAGCUGGAUGAUUUCCUAAGACCAGACAGAGUCCUGGAACAGGAUUCAAAUAAUUUUGGCAACAGCUGGCGAGUGAAGGAUGACAAUUGGAUCUGUGAUCCAGUUCCCGUUAUACCACCAGCCUGCAACCCUGUGCAUGAGUAUGAAUAUGAAGAAUUCUGCAAAGUGAUUUUGGCAAGUGGAGGGCCUUUCGAAGCUUGCCAUUGGUAUAUCCCCCCUCAGCUGUACUUUGAGAGCUGUGUCUACGACCAGUGUGCCACAGGAGGAAAUACCGAACAGUUUUGCUCAUCCUUAGAUGCGUAUGCUGCAGCAUGUGAAGCAGCCACCACUUCCACUGUGGAGCCUUUGACAUCAUUCACUACCACGGACGUGACAGUUCCCCCAGCUCAUUGUAACAUGUCCUGUUCAUUUGACACUGACUUGUGUGACUGGACACAGUCAGUCUCUGAUAGCUUGGAUUGGAAACGACACCGGGGGCCAACCUCCUCGCCAAACACAGGACCCUCGUACGACCACACUACAGGAGAUGGUUACUUCAUCUACCUGCAAGGAAGCGAGGCCAGCUUUGGAGCUGUGGCUCACUUGGAGAGUCCUGUGUGCAGUGCCAGUGGAGUCCAUUGUUUCCGCUUCUGGUAUCACAUGUACGGAGUGGCUCAUGCAAUGGCACUGAGAGUUUAUGUCACUGAGGAUGCAGCACCACGUCUGGUCUGGUCAGAGACAGGAAAUAAGGGCAAUAGGUGGAACUUUGCAGCAGUCACUGUGUAUAACAGAGGAGAUAUGCAGAUCCUCCUGGAGGGGAUGCGGGGUGAAGAUUUCCGCAGUGACUUAGCAGUGGAUGAUGUAUCUCUCGUAGAUGGAUAUUGCCCAGAAGAGUCCUGUGUGGUGUCCGGGGACCCUCACUACUACACCUUUGAUAAACAAACUCAUCACUUCAUGGGGACCUGCGCCUACACCCUAUCCAAGCUGUGUGAUGGGAACAGCACCCUGCCCUACUUCAAUGUGGAAGCAGCGAAUGAGCACAGAGGAGGCAACACUCGCGUGUCCUAUGUCCAAUAUGUGGAUGUUGAUGUUUAUGUCCUGAGGAUAACACUAGAGAAAGGGGGAGUCGUGAAGGUAAAUGGAAAGGGAGAGAUCAUCAUCCCCUUUGCCCCAUCGUCGGGUGUGCAAAUCUCCUCCAGCGGGCUUUAUGUUGUGGUCAGCACAGACUUUGGGUUGACCGUGAAGUUUGAUGGCAACCAUCGAGUGGAAGUGACUCUUUUGAGCUCCUUCAAAGAGAAGGUUUGUGGGAUGUGCGGGAACUACAACGGGAACGCAGCAGACGACUUUCUGAAUCCAGAUGGGGUGCUGGAGCCAGACUCUACCAGCCUUGGCAACAGCUGGCAGGUCUCCAAUCACACCAGUUGUCUUCCAGGAACGGGCCAUGAUCCAGUCUGCGACGAGAGCGAUAAGCAAAUCAUUGCCAGCAGUGCUUUCUGUGGUCUCCUGACAGAUGUGAAUGGCCCAUUUAAAAAGUGCCACCGGGUGCUAGAUCCUACCAUUUACUUCAGCAGCUGCUUUUAUGACCAGUGUGAACUGCAAAUGGAUCCUGACUCCCUCUGCAAGAGUCUGCAGUCUUACGCGGAUGCCUGUCGGUCCAGGGGAGCUGAGAUAGAUGCUUGGAGGAAUGCUACCUUCUGUCGUAAGUACAAGCAAACCUGCAGCCUGCCGUGUGUGGAAGGAUGCGUGUGCGACAGUGGUUAUCUUCUCUACAACGAUGGCUGUGUCCCCAGCAGUCAGUGCGGGUGCUGGCACAACGGCAAACACUACCCAGUUGGCGCUGAAUUCUGGACCGAUGACACCUGCUCCUCUAAAUGCACAUGUCCCUCUCGGGGGAGCAAAAUAACCUGCUCUAACGCAGCCUGCCCAGCCAAUUAUUACUGUGGGGUUCAGAACGGAGAACCUGGCUGCUACCGUGAGACUUAUGGGAUCUGCCGAGUCCACAACGACCCUCAUUACAACACGUUUGACAGAGAGACUCACCACUUCAUGGGGGUCUGCACCUACACACUGGCCAAAGUGUGCACCAACUCCAGCUCUCUGCCUUAUUUCAACGUAGAAGCCAAGAACGAGCAUCGAGGGAACCCCACUGUGUCCUAUGUGCAGAAAGUCCUGGUGGAGGUUUAUGGACAACACAUAGAAAUUCUCAGAAACUCUCCGAGCCAAGUGCUGGUCAAUGAAGUGUUAACAACCCUUCCUGUCCGCGCAGCUGGUGGGUCAAUCACAGUGAGCAGGAGUGGACGAUACGUUAUCCUAGAGACAGAUUUCAGACUGAGGGUUUCCUAUGACACCGAUCACUCGGUGGAAGUGAAGGUGCCCACCACCUAUUUCAACAGGACCUGUGGCAUGUGCGGUAACUUUAACAAUCGGAGAGAGGAUGACUAUAUGAUGCCAGAUGGGCAGCAAGCCAAGAACUCUAACGAGCUGGGAAACAGCUGGCGUGUCAAGGAUGACGAUCCUUCUUGUGAUGUCAUUGUCCCCCCCGAACUCUGCCCUGCAGACCAGGAGAACCUCUACAGAACAGACAGAUUCUGUGGCAUGAUAACCAAGAGGCCUGGCCCCUUUGGGGUCUGCCACUCCGUGAUCAAUCCUGAGAGCAUCUUUGAGAGCUGUGUCUAUGACCUCUGUGCUCUGAAUGGGAGCGAGGCGCUCCUGUGUAGCGCUCUGGCGACCUACGCUGAUGCGUGUCGGGAAGCUGGGGUGAUGCUCCCCGCCUGGAGAAAUGCCACCUUCUGCCCUCCCACGUGCUCUGCUCCCAACAGCCACUACGAGCCUUGUAUGACUGCCUGCCCUGCCACAUGUCUGGACCGCCUCGCCCCCGAGAACUGCAGCAAGCCCUGUGUCGAGGGCUGUGCGUGUAAUUCUGGAUUUGUUCUCAGUGGAGGCGCCUGUGUGCCGGAGGCCAAGUGCGGCUGUAUGUUGCAGGACAGAUACUACAGCGAAGGAGAGAGCGUCGUGACGGAGAACUGCACGAGCCGUUGUGAGUGUCUGGGAAAUGGCAACAUGACGUGCAGUGAGCUGUCUUGUGGUCCAGAUGAGAUCUGCAAGAUUCAAACUGGCCUGCGGGGAUGUUAUCCAGCCGGCACCGCUACCUGCCACAUCUACGGCGACCCACAUUACACCACCUUUGAUGGGAAACUUCACCACUUCCAGGGUGCCUGCAACUACACCGUGGUGGAGACCUGUGAUAACGCCUCUGGCGGCUUUAGGGUUACCACUCGAAAUGAACACCGGGGCAGCCCCAGCUGGACAGCCAUUAACUCCGUCGCCCUCACUCUGGAUGGCAUCCACAUUGCACUCGGGAAGAAAGGAAUUGUCUACAUUAAUGGUGCCCUGGCCUCUCUCCCUGAAACUCCUCUUCCUGGAGUGACCGUUUCACUCAUCGGACGCUACGUACAAGUUACGACCAACCUGGGCGUCCAGCUGCAGUUCAGUGGGGACCACGAGCUCUUUGUAAGAGUGACGGAGAAGUACAAAGGGAGACUGUGCGGAUUGUGUGGGACAUACACGGGGACCCAGCAGGACGACUUCAGGAGACCUGAUGGGGUCGUGGUGGCAGACUUCAAUGAAUUUGGAGCCAGCUGGAGAGUGCCUGACGACGAGUGGCCUUGCAAUUCAACUAUCGUCCCACCUGUAACGUGCGCUCCUUCCGAGCAGCAGGCAGCCGAGGAACGGUGCAGAAUCCUAACGGACCGCGAGGGCCCAUUCUCACCGUGCCGUUCUGCGGUGCCACCCGCCCUGUACUUUGAGAGCUGUGUCUAUGACCAGUGUGCCACAGGAGGAAGCCCUGAGCAGCUCUGCAAUGCUCUGGAAUCUUACGCGGCAGCCUGUGCAGCGGCAGGAGUCGCUCUGGGAGAAUGGGCGGCAAACACUAUCUGCGCAGCCACCACUUCCACUGUGGAGCCUUCGACAUCAUUCACUACCACGGACGUGACAGUUCCCCCAGCUCAUUGUAACAUGUCCUGUUCAUUUGACACUGACUUGUGUGACUGGACACAGUCAGUCUCUGACAGCUUGGAUUGGAAACGACACCGGGGGCCAACCUCCUCGCCAAACACAGGACCCUCGUACGACCACACUACAGGAGAUGGUUACUUCAUCUACCUGCAAGGAAGCGAGGCCAGCUUUGGAGCUGUGGCUCACUUGGAGAGUCCUGUGUGCAGUGCCAGUGGAGUCCAUUGUUUCCGCUUCUGGUAUCACAUGUACGGAGUGGCUCAUGCAAUGGCACUGAGAGUUUAUGUCACUGAGGAUGCAGCACCACGUCUGGUCUGGUCAGAGACAGGAAAUAAGGGCAAUAGGUGGAACUUUGCAGCAGUCACUGUGUAUAACAGAGGAGAUAUGCAGAUCCUCCUGGAGGGGAUGCGGGGUGAAGAUUUCCGCAGUGACUUAGCAGUGGAUGAUAUUCUACAACAGUGCAAGAAACAACCCCUCUUGGCGGAGCCACUCACCACAAACGUAGGCACCACAGCAGAAGAAAGUACCACAGGAAAAUCCACGACCACUGCAACUCCAACUACAGUAGAGCCCUGUCAGACAGGCCGUGCCAUCUGCAGUGCCUCAGGGGACCCGCAUUACUACACGUUUGACGGCAGAGUUCACCACUUCAUGGGAAACUGCACUUACACCCUCUCCAAAGUCUGCAACGACUCCAGGGGGUUCCACUUUGACGUGUCCACCACCAAUGAGCACCGGGGCUCCAAUACCAAAGUUUCCUAUGUAAAGGCAGUGCACGUGGAUGUCUAUGGAAGUCAGAUUUCCUUGCUGAAGGACAGGAAAGUGAAUGUGAAUGGCACCAGAAGGAACCUGCCUGUGGUGAUUGAAAACAAGAUCAAGGUCCAGAUCAGCGGGGCCUACGUGCUCUUGGAAACUGAUUUUGGACUCUGGGUCAGAUUUGAUGGAAAUCACUAUGUGGAGGUCUCAGUGUCCAGUUGUUACAAGGGGCAGCUCUGUGGUCUGUGUGGUAAUUACAAUGAUGAUGCAAAGGAUGACAACAUAAAGCCGAAUGGCAGUACUGCAGGAGAUUCCAGUGAGCUUGGAGAGAGCUGGCUAGUGGCAGAGAAUAACGCCAUAUGCUCCCCUGAUGAGGUACUAGUCUGUGACCCCCUGCUGGAGAGUGAAGCGAGGAAGAACACAGCCUGUGGCAUGAUCACCGACCCCACAGGUAUCUUCAAGGACUGCCACGCCAUAGUAGCUCCAGAGAAUUUCUUGGAAAACUGUGUUUACGACAUGUGUCAGACUGGGGAACAGAGAGUGUCCUUAUGCAAUGGGCUGCAGGCAUAUGCAGAGUCGUGCACAAAUGCUGGGAUCUGCAGAGAAUGGAGACAUAAUACUUUGUGCCCAAUCUCCUGUCCAGAAGGAAGCCGGUACGAGAGCUGUGGGAGCAGGUGUCCUGCCACCUGCGUGACUCCCUCUGCAUUUAGCCCUUGCAGCUCCUUACCAGUGGAAGGCUGUUUCUGUAAGGAAGGCUACAUUCUGAGUGGAGACACCUGUGUGCCGGAGAGCAGCUGUGGUUGUGUGGAUGGAAACAGCCACUAUCAUCAGCUGGGUGAAAGCUGGUUCACCCACGAUACCUGCACCGAGCGCUGCACCUGCAACAGCAAAAACAACAUCACGUGCACAGGCUGGGAAUGUGGAGCGCUGGAGAAAUGCAGUGUUCAGGAUGGGGUACUGGGUUGUUACUCCUCUGGGAGAGCAUCCUGUCAGGUGGCAGGAGAUCCCCACUACUUCACCUUUGACAAGGUGAUGCACACCUUCCUGGGCACCUGCACCUACACCCUGCUCCAAGUCUGCAACAGCAACAGUGUCAUUCCUGUGACCAUCAGUGGCAAAAACGAAGAUCGAGGACAGAGAGGGGCCACGUAUCUCAAAGAGGUUUACAUUGACAUCUAUGGCAACCGAAUCACCCUUCAGAAGAAUAAGGCGAUCCUGCUCAAUAACGAGAGAGUCCGAACUCCGGUAAAGAACCGAUUACGAGGUGUGUCCAUAGGAAAUGUGGGCAUUUACAUGGUGGUAGAAACUGACUUUGGACUGCUAGUGAAAUAUGAUGGAAAUCAGCACUUGGAAAUCAGCCUCCCAGAAUCUUACUUCUCCAAGGUCUGUGGCCUGUGCGGUAACUAUAACGGCCAGCGUGGGGAUGAGCUGCUCAUGCCCAAUGGUGUGCAGGCUAAGAACAUCACGCAGUUCGGAAACAGCUGGAAAGUGCCAGCCAACAGUGACGCGGGCUGCUUGCCAGACACACGAGACGAGCUGGGCCCACCUUGCACUGCAGAGGAGAAGCCAGGCAUUGAAAACCAGUGCAAUGUUUUAAAGUCGGACACCUUCAAACCAUGUCAUCAUCUGAUCGAGCCUGACCUCUUCAUCCAGACCUGCAUCUAUGACAUGUGUAAAUACGAUGGCAUGCUGUCCACUCUCUGUGCCAUCACACAGGCCUAUGUGGACACCUGCAAGAAGCAAGGAGUCAUCAUUAAAUGGAGGACCAACACAUUCUGCCCAUUGCCUUGUCCAUCCAACAGCUAUUACACUGACUGUGCAUCUCCCUGCCCAGCCACAUGUAAUAAUAUUUAUGCGUCCUCCCUCUGUGAAAAGCCAACAGAAUGCACAGAAGGUUGUGUUUGCAAUGAGGGUUACGUGCUUAGUGAUGACCAGUGUGUACCAUUAAGCGAGUGUGGCUGCAGAGAUGAUGAAGAUAACUACUACAGCGCUGGGGAGAGCUGGAUAAAACCCCACUGCACCCACAAAUGCACGUGUCAGAAGGACAAUACCAUCAAGUGCCAGGCGUAUGGCUGCGAUGCUUGGGAGGUCUGUUUCCUCAACAACAAGGGGAAAUACAAAUGUAAACCGACAGGCUUUGGGAAGUGCCUCGUCAUUGGAGAUCCACACUACCUCACGUUUGAUGGCUUGAUGCAUCACUUCCAAGGCAAAGAUACGUACAUGCUGUCUCAGACUGUCUCCAGCAUCCCCGACCGCCUGCCAUCCUUCAGCAUUGAAGGAAAGAACAAGCUUUUCCCUAGAGUGUCCCACAUUUCUUUCCUCCAGGAGAUCCGUGUCAGUGUUUACAAUCACACAGUGUGGUUCAGGCAGAAGAAGCAGCUUGUGGUGGAUGGAGUGAAAACCAUCCCCCCUGCCCAGCCUCAUGAAGGUCUUCGCAUAUACCAGAGGCCAACAAGAAUUUACAUGGAGACAGAUUUUGGCUUAUCGCUCAGCUAUGAUGGUGCUGAAAACUUAGAUAUAACCCUGGCCAACACCUACAAGAGCAAAGUCGAAGGCUUGUGCGGCAACUUUGAUGGGAAGUAUAAGAAUGACUUUACCAAGCCGGAUGGCACUCGCGUGCGGGACGUAGAUGUGUUUGGGGAGAGCUGGAAAGUCCCCAUCAGAAGAACAGUCUCCCGGCGCAGGCGAGAAGUCAUUUCAGACGAGGAGCUUGACAAUGUUGAGUUAAACACAGGGCUCGCCAGAGGCUGCAAUCCCAGUGAGCUGAGCCUUGUGAACUCCACUUCUAAGUGUGGGAUUCUUACCGAUCCAAAAGGUCCCUUUGGAAAGUGUCAGUCCAAUGUCUCUGUCGAGUUCUUCCAGAUGGGCUGUGUCUUUGACCUGUGUGUGGAAGCUGAGAACAACGCUGUGCUGUGUCGGCACCUGGAGCUGUACGCGCUGGCCUGUCAGGAGAACGGGAUCACAUUGGAAAACUGGAGAGCACAGACGCCUUGUGAGAUGCAGUGUCCCACAAACAGCAAGUACAGCAGCUGCAUGACUGCAUGCCCCGAUUCCUGCAGCAACCUGGCAGCCUCCUCCGAGUGUGAGUCACCCUGUGUCGAAGGCUGCGAAUGCCUCCCUGGAUACGUUCUCAGUGGCUAUGACUGCGUGCCCUACAAGGAGUGUGGCUGCAGCUUCCUCAACAUAUAUUAUAAGGCUGGAGAAACGUUUAUGACUGACGACUGCUCUCAGACUUGUGAGUGCACAACAAGUUCCAGCGUUGCCUGCACCAGGGCAGCGUGUACACGCAGCGAGAUCUGCACCAUCGCUAACUUCACUCGCGGAUGCAACAUACCUGGCCCAUGUCUGCAGAAUCUUUGCGAGAAUGAUGGGACUUGUAUUGAGGACAGCAACAGCUCUUCCAACUUCAGCUGUGUGUGCCCUGAAGGAUACGAGGGGCCUCUCUGUGAGGCUGAAGUACAGGACAAGUCAACGGAAUCUGACAACUCUCUGGUCUACAUCAUUGUGGGAGUUUUAGCAGGAAUCAUCGUCCUUGCUCUGAUCGUCUUCCUGCUUGUGUGCAGAUCCAAGUUAAGAUUGAACAGGAAAAAGUCACUGGAAUUCCCCAGAAGGAGGAAUUCGUCUUUGAACCAGUCUAGGGAUGCGCUGGACGAGAACUCAUACGUGCCAGACUCCAGCUUCGUGAUCAAUGCUGCAUUUGAUAGGGAUGAAGAUCAGUCACGUUUUAAUUAGUGGCAUUUUUUUCUUCCAUCUGAUUUUUUUUUUUUUUGCUGUUGUAGUCUAAUAAGUGUUUCUAACCCUUUCCUAAGCAAUAAUAAUUUAUAAUAAAUCACUGUACUUCCUGAA
This is a messenger RNA of Chelonoidis abingdonii (Abingdon island giant tortoise), 10080 nucleotides long. The record is from RefSeq and is a predicted model, not a curated record. NCBI's taxonomy places the organism in Eukaryota, Metazoa, Chordata, Testudines, Testudinidae.